This is a messenger RNA of Phytophthora nicotianae INRA-310, 811 nucleotides long. Its product is annotated as cyclin-dependent kinase regulatory subunit 1, variant 2. The record is from RefSeq and is a predicted model, not a curated record. Bases 285 to 500 code for a protein of 71 amino acids. Gene Ontology annotation, cellular component: SCF ubiquitin ligase complex; cyclin-dependent protein kinase holoenzyme complex. Gene Ontology annotation, biological process: regulation of mitotic cell cycle. The transcript has 2 exons. NCBI's taxonomy places the organism in Eukaryota, Oomycota, Peronosporomycetes, Peronosporales, Peronosporaceae. Gene Ontology annotation, molecular function: cyclin-dependent protein serine/threonine kinase activator activity; histone binding; ubiquitin binding.
CAGCCAAUCAGACGUUAGUCGACAAGUGAGUGAAGCGCGGGAGGAAGCGAGCGGAGUCGCCGUCUGUAAGAGACUCAGUAGCCAUGACUCAUGACUUGUCGUCACGCAUCGAGUACUCGGAGAAGUAUGUGGACGACACCCACGAGUACAGGUGCGUUGAGAUCUCCACUAAGCGCAAUAAACGCGGCAAAUUUGACUUUUUCGAAGGUAAUUGGCAAAUUUAAUCGUCGUUAUGAUUUAUUUUAUCUGGUUGCGAUUGCAGACACGUGAUCUUGCCUAAGGAAAUGCAGCGCAGCCUGCCCGAUCGCCUGCUGACUGAGACCGAGUGGCGCCAAUUGGGCGUCCAGCAGAGCCGCGGAUGGGUCCACUACGCCAUCCACAAACCGGAACCGCACAUUUUAUUAUUCCGACGCCCACUGGGCACAGACCCCACCACUGGCCGCGUGAAUCCGGAGAUGGAGAAGCAGGCCAAGGAAAAAUACGCCAAGGAGUUUAACUGAUGUGUUCGUGAACGCAUCUCUGCUGUCGGACGCUGAGAUCUAACACAGCAGUGGUGUUUCAGCCUGGAUGUACACAGGAGUUGUGAGAUUGAGCAAUACAACGUUCAACUACCUUUGGAGACGUUUUAAUUUCCACAUGACUUGUGUUGUUGCACUUGCUAGAGGUAAACUGCAUUUUUGGCUAGUGCGUAUUGCCUGGGACUUAAGCUCGUUGAAGCGCCGCUGCCUGUUACAGGCCCCGGAUCUACUGCACAGAACCUCUUUUUUUUCUUACCACCAUGAUUAUUUGAAAAAAUAUAAAUCAUGUUCUU